AUGUUUUAUGCAAAUGAUGGACCUCUCCCACUGCUGUACAGAAGUAAACCAGGUGAAUGGAAAUGUCCUUCUCUGAGCAGCAAUUGUGAUAUCCGAACUGAUUGCCUGCUGUACAGGAUAUAUGAGUAUGGAGCUUGUACUGGCACUUUGACAAGUCUGAAGGAUUAUUUUGAUCAGCUUAAAGACAUGGUGACUUUUUAUUUAGGCUGCAGCUUCUCAUUUGAAAAGGCAGUCCACAAGGUUGGUGUUCCUCUAAGGAACUUUGAGCAGAAAUGCAACAUAAGCAUGUACAAGACAGAUAUCCCUUGCUGCAGAGUUGCUAGUUUUUGCUGCAAUUUAGUGGUCACAAUGAGACCGAUUCCUGAAGACAAGUUAGAAGCAGUUGUGGGAGCUACUUAUCCAUUGAAAGACUCACAUGGAGCACCAAUUCACAUUGGUAACCCUGGCCUGUUAGGAAUCCAAAACCUUUCCAGCCCAGACUAUGGAGAUCCAGUUCAGCCUCACCCUGGGGAUGUUCCAGUGUUUUGGGCCUGUGGAGUAACAGGGGUGGAAGCAGUCAGCAACUGCAAGUCUCCACUGGCUUUUACACAUUCUCCUGGCUGCAUGUUUGUUACUGACCUGAAGAAUGAGGAUGCUGCAGUUCAUAACUCUAAAGAAAUCCCGAAGGUCCACUGCAUUUCUCAAAAUCCUUUGCAUUAUAGCAUUGUAUCAGAAACAGCUGUACAAAAGAUAAGAGAACUAGAAAGCCUAAUUGGAGUAGAUCCAGGAGACCGGGGAGUGAAACAUUUGUGCUGCCAGGAUGAGCUGCUAAAGACUUGCCUCUCCCUUUCACAUGCCCGAUCAGUGCUGAUAACUACUGGAUUUCCUACUCACUUCAACCAUGAGCCACCUGAAGAGAAUGAUGGACCUCCAGGAGCCAUUGCUAUGGCAGCCAUGUUGCAGAGCUUGGAGAAACAUGUUGUUAUAGUAACAGACCAGAGAGCCAUGAGUUUGAAUAAAAAGAUUAUUGAAGAUGCUGUUCAGCAAGGGGUACUGAAGACACCAGUGCCUCUAUUGAGUUAUCAGGGAGAUGCUGCAGAGUCCGCUUUGAUGUUUUUGUGUGAGAAUGGGAAUCUUGAAAGACCCAGAUUUGAUCAUCUGAUAGCAAUAGAACGUGCAGGGAUGGCUGCUGAUGGCAAUUAUUACAAUGCAAGGAAAGUCAAUAUUAAGCAUCUAGUGGAUCCCAUAGAUGAACUGUUUCUAGCUGCACAUACCAUCCCUGGAGUCACAACAACAGGCAUUGGGGAUGGAGGAAAUGAACUGGGAAUGGGAAAAGUAAAAGAAGCUGUAAGGAAGCACAUAAAAAAUGGAGAUGUUAUAGCUUGUGAUGUUGAAGCUGAUUUCGCUGUUGUAGCCGGAAUCUCUAACUGGGGAGGCUAUGCUGUUGCUUGUGCUCUGUAUAUCCUCAACACCUGUGAAAUACACGAUCGCUAUUUGAGGAAAGCUAUUGGGUUCCCCAGAUUGUCCAAGAAGGCAAACUGGGCAUCAGCACUUCCAUCCGUUACUAAGGAAGAAAAGUUGCUGAAAACACUUAUAAAACAUGGAGUCCGUAGUGGAAUAACUGCUAGUCUCGAAAUGGAAGGACUGCCCUUCUACAACAUACACUCACUUAUGAUUGAAAAACUGCUGGAGCAGAUACUGUAAUGACUUUUCCCUAACCAUUUCUAAACUCUAAAGUUUCUAUUAGAUUAUCUCUCCACCCGCAAUCUAACAACAAGGUAUGGAAGACCAGAAAAGGCUUGUUCUAUAUAUGUAGGUACUUAUGUGGCCUCCAUCACUAGUAUCUGAGCAUCUUACAAUCAUUAAUGAUUAUCCUUCUAACAUUGCUGUGAAAUAGGAAAGUUUCAUUAGCCCUGUUUGGCAGAUGAAGACAUGAGAGAGGGAGAGAUUAAAUGAUUUCAUCAAGAUCACAGAAGAGGUAUGACACAGGCCUGAAUCCAGCUCUCAAGAGUCCCAGGCUCGUGCCUUCACCACAAGCCCAUCUUUCCUGUUUGAUAAGUAUAAAACUCUGAGUUAUGACGACUCACUCAUACAAUCUAUGGCCUUAUAUAGUAAAAGAUGACCAUGUUUCAUGAAAAAAAUCAAAAGUCUCUUGCCAUUAAAUGCAGAAGUGUUAUCACCCUUGCCUUUUCCUCUGUUACUAAUUCACACAGCUGCAACAGGAAGUAGUGCUUGUAGCAACUUGGUUUUUAAAAGAUAGUAUGGAAAGCAGCUCCAAUAAAGAUGCAGGUUAAAAAAAAA
Messenger RNA from Chelonia mydas (Green sea turtle), 2280 nucleotides. RefSeq names its product D-glutamate cyclase (gene DGLUCY). The coding region runs from base 1 to 1683 and encodes 560 amino acids. Gene Ontology annotation, molecular function: D-glutamate cyclase activity. Gene Ontology annotation, biological process: glutamate metabolic process. NCBI's taxonomy places the organism in Eukaryota, Metazoa, Chordata, Testudines, Cheloniidae. The record is from RefSeq and is a predicted model, not a curated record. The transcript has 12 exons.